GAGCGCACGGAGAGGAGAGCAGACCGGAGAGCAGUGGCGAGGCAGCAGCGCCGCUGACACAAGUGGCGGGACCGAGCAGUCAUUCCCACCACCUCUACCACAGCUUCAGCCGGCUGCAGCUUUCUCACAAACACUGGAACUAGAGAGGCUUUACAGCCACACCACUGGCUUUGGACUUCAUCUGCAGAUCCUGUGCUGGAGUAGCGGAGGGGGGUUCUUAUUUCCCCCCACCCACCAACACCAUCGUGGACGGAGGAGUUGCGUGUGUUUGUGCGUGUUACGCCGUGUCUACUCUGUAAUGGGCAAAAGUGGACUGAGGAGUGGAGUAGCGCCGGGGGGUUCUUGUCUGGUGAGAAUGUUCGCCACGCCGGGGAUCCUGGUUCUUUUGGUGCUUGCACACGCAGGAGUCGCUCAAGUGAGGGAUGAGGACGAUUUCCUUAGCCUGAGUGAACUCCCUGAAACCUUCCCCUCCGACCCUCCAGAGCCUUUGCCUCACUUCUUGUUCGAACCCGAGGAAGGCUACAUCGUCAAGAAUAAGCCUGUGAAUCUGUACUGCAAAGCGACGCCUGCCACACAGAUUUACUUCAAAUGCAACAGCGAGUGGGUUCAUCAGAAAGACCACACAGUAGAGGAGAGAGUUGAUGAAAAUUCAGGUCUAGUUGUAAGAGAAGCCAGUAUAGAAAUAACGCGGCAGCAAGUGGAGGAGCUUUUUGGUCCUGAAGAUUAUUGGUGUCAGUGUGUGGCCUGGAGCUCCGCUGGAACCACCAAAAGCCGCAAGGCACAUGUCCGAAUUGCAUACCUGAAAAAAUCAUUUGAACAAGAACCCCUUGGAAAAGAAGUGUCAUUGGAGCAGGAGGUGCUGCUACAGUGUCGUCCUCCGGAGGGCAUCCCGGCUGCUGAGGUGGAGUGGUUAAAGAAUGAAGAAAUAAUCGACCCAGCAGAAGACAGAAACUUUUACAUCACAAUUGACCAUAACUUGAUCAUUAAGCAGGCACGUCUGUCUGACACAGCCAACUACACAUGUGUAGCUAAGAACAUUGUGGCCAAGAGACGAAGUACGACAGCCACCGUUAUUGUUUAUGUAAACGGUGGCUGGUCAACAUGGACAGAGUGGUCCCCUUGUAACAGUCGCUGUGGACGAGGCUUCCAGAAACGAACCAGGAGCUGCACCAACCCCGCUCCUCUUAAUGGAGGAUUGCCUUGUGACGGACAGGCCAUACAGAAGCUGCCCUGCACCACACUGUGCACUGUGGAUGGAGUCUGGACAGACUGGAGUAAGUGGUCAGCCUGCGGGACAGAGUGCACUCAGUACAGGAGAAGAGAGUGCAACAACCCUGCACCUAAAAAUGGUGGAAAGGAUUGUGAGGGCCUGGUGCUCCAGUCUCAGAACUGUACCGAUGGGCUCUGUAUGCAAAGUUCAUUGUUUCAGAAGUCCACUGAGCCCAAAGAACAGAGUGCUUUGGGAAUUCCAUCUGCCCCGAGUACAGACGAUGUGGCUCUCUAUGUGGGUAUUGUCAUCGCCGUGAUUAUGUGCCUGUUCAUCUCUGCUAUCGUGGCGCUCUUUGUAUAUCGCAAGACGCACCGUGACUUUGACUCGGACAUCAUUGACACUUCAGCACUGAAUGGAGGCUUCCAGUCUGUUAAUAUAAAGACAGCCAGAUCAGCUGACCUACUGACUGCCCCUCCAGAUCUGACAAAUGCAGCUGCUAUGUAUCGUGGCCCAGUUUAUGCGCUUCACGACGUGUCUGAUAAAAUCCCGAUGACCAACUCCCCCCUCCUGGAUCCUCUUCCUAACCUGAAGAUCAAAGUCUACAACUCAUCAGGUCUGGUCACACCACCAGAUGACCUCGGUGGGGACUUCACCUCAAAAUUGUCUCCUAAGGUUACUCAGUCUCUGUUGGAUAACAGUGACAGCAUAAACAUUCGCAGCCAGAGUUUAGCCCGGACAAGAGAUCCCUCCUGCACUGCUCACGGAUCCUUCAAUAGUCAGGGAGGACACCUCAUCGUACCCAACUCAGGUGUAAGCUUGUUGGUGCCAGCAGGCGCCGUCCCACCGGGCAGAGUGUAUGAGAUGCAUGUGACCGUGCACAGAAAGGACAGCUUAAGACCCCCGGUUGAAGACAUCCAGACAGUUCUCAGCCCAGUGGUGAGUUGUGGACCCCCAGGAGUCCUGCUGACUAGACCAGUGAUCCUCACUAUCCACCACUGCGCAGACAAUGUCCACGAAGACUGGCUCAUACAGCUCAAGAACCAGCUGCCCAUGGGGGAAUGGGAGGAUGUGGUUGUGGUGGGAGAGGAAAACUUCACCACUCCCUGUUAUGUGCAGAUGGAUUUGGAGGCAUGUCACAUUUUGACAGAGACACUGGGGACGUACUGCCUGGUGGGCCAGUCAAUAGGCAAAGCAGCUGCUAAGAGGCUCAAACUGGCAGUUUUUGGGCCCGUUUCAUGCACAACUUUGGACUAUCACAUCAGGAUUUAUUGUUUGGACGACACUCAGGACGCACUUAAGGAGGUUCUUCAGAUGGAGACCCAAAUGGGAGGGAAGCUACUGGACGAGCCAAAGACUCUGAACUUCAAAGACAGCACACACAAUCUGAGACUGUCAAUCCAUGAUGUGCCACACACACACUGGAAGAGUAAACUUAUUGCAAAAUAUCAGGAGAUACCUUUUUACCAGGUGUGGAGUGGAUGCCAGAGAACUCUUCACUCCACCUUCACGCUGGAGAGACUGAGCUCAGCCACCACAGAGAUCAGCUGCAAGCUCUGUGUUCGGCAGGUAGAAGGAGAAGGCCAAAUCUUUCAGAUCAGCAGCACAUUAGAAGAGGAAGUCCAGUGCAUAGACACAUCCCUGAUGGACCCUGCCAGUAAUAUCACAACCUUAAUGGGGCCUAAUGCCUUCCGUAUUCCUUUAUCCAUCAGACACAAGUUGUGUGGCAGUUUGGAUGCACCACAGACCAGAGGCAACGACUGGAGGAUGUUGGCUCACAAACUCAACCUUGACAGAUACCUGAACUACUUUGCCACCAAGUCCAGUCCUACAGGUGUCAUCCUGGAUCUCUGGGAAGCCCAACAUUUUCCCGACGGAGAUCUAAAUGAACUGGCCGCUGUGCUGGAAGAAAUGGGCCGUCACGACAGCAGCCUUGCCUCCAUGACAUCAGAACACUAGCAAAGGAGCAUUUUUAUUACGACGGCAAAACUCCAGAGAAUUACAUGUGGAUUGUCCGUGGUUGGUACUGCGGACAGCCCGAUUGGAUGCAAAAUCAAAGAAAAGUUGUCGCCAUGGUGAUUGAGCAGCACCGUUUAAAUACCGUGGUGAUUAAGCAGUCGCAGUGAAAGAAAUGGGUGCUCAAGCAGGUGCUGAUGUGUAUCAGUGUGUGACUUUUUGGGAGUCAUAAAUACAAGAGAGAUAAAUCUGCAUCAGGAGUGAAGGUAAUAUAUACACGUCUAAAAAUAAAUAAAAAAAAUCACAUUUUCUCCCAAGCAGUUACUUUCUUGCUCGUAUGAUGAACAGGGACAGGAAAAAAAAGGGAAGCAGAAAUGGAGAUACUGACCUUGAAAUCAAGUAUAGGAAGGAAACGGAAUCAUAAAGGAAGCAAAGGUAAACCAAUUACAGA
Messenger RNA from Poecilia reticulata (guppy), 3614 nucleotides. RefSeq names its product netrin receptor UNC5C-like. The record is from RefSeq and is a predicted model, not a curated record. NCBI's taxonomy places the organism in Eukaryota, Metazoa, Chordata, Actinopteri, Cyprinodontiformes, Poeciliidae. Gene Ontology annotation, molecular function: netrin receptor activity; protein binding. Gene Ontology annotation, cellular component: membrane. Gene Ontology annotation, biological process: netrin-activated signaling pathway; axon guidance.